GGGCGGGGCUCCGAGCGAGAGCGGAAGAAGGAGCGUGGGUAGGCCGUUCCUUGCGAGGUGCGAGCCGGACAACGUGCUUGCAAGCAUGCUCCGCUGUACCCGAGCCUGGAGGCUCCCCCUUGAGGGGCUCGGCCCGCACAGUCCUAGCUUCGCGAGGGUGCCUGUCGCACCCAGCAGCAGCGGCGGCCGAGGAGAGGCCGAGCCGAGGCCGCUUCCGCUUUCCUACAGCCUUCUGGACGGGGAGGCAGCCCUCCCGGCCGUCAUUUUUCUGCACGGGCUCUUCGGCUGCAAAACUAACUUCAACUCCAUCGCCAAGGCCUUCGCCCAGCAGACAGGACGUAGGGGAUGACCUGGAGCUCACCACCUCUUAUGGCAGCCCGUUCUUCUGUGCUCCUACUGUUGGAAAUUCCUGGAGUCUCGUUCCUGGCAUUCUCCGGGAUUACCCCCCAGCCUGGCCAGCCCUUCAGAGACGUGGUCACAACCCUGGGGCCUGCUCUUCUCUGGCAGAGUGGCCCCAGGUUCUUCAUCUGGGCCUUCUAGGUGCUGACGGUGGAUGCUCGUAACCACGGUAACAGCCCCCACAGCCCAGACAUGAGCUACGAGAUCAUGAGCCAGGACCUGCAGGACCUCCUGCCCCAGCUGGACCUGGUGCCCUGUGUCGUCGUUGGCCACAGCAUGGGAGGGAGGACAGCCAUGCUGCUGGCACUACAGAGGCCAGAGCUGGUGGAACGUCUGAUUGCUGUAGAUAUCAGCCCAGUGGAAGGCACAGGUUCCUCCCACUUUCCUGCCUAUGUGGCAGCCAUGAGGACCGUCAACAUCCCAGAUGGGCUGCCCCGCUCCCAUGCCCGGAAACUGGCAGAUGAACAGCUCAGUUCUGUCGUCCAGAACCUGGCCGUACGGCAGUACCUGCUCACCAACCUGGUAGAGGUAGACGGGCGUCUCGCGUGGAGGUUGAACUUGGAUGCCCUGGCCCAGCACCUAGACAAGCUCUUGACUUUCCCACAGAGGCAGGAGUCCUACCUCGGACCAACACUCUUUCUCCUCGGUGGAAACUCCCAAUUCGUGCAUCCCAGCCACCACCCUGAGAUUAUACGGCUGUUCCCUCGGGCCCAGAUACAGACGGUGCCGAACGCUGGCCACUGGAUCCACGCUGAACGCCCACAGGACUUCAUAGAUGCCAUCCGAGGCUUCUUGGUCUAAGAGUUGCUGGCAAGAAGGGGGCUGGGCGCAGUGGCUCAUGCCUGUAAUUCCAGCACUUUGGGAGGCUGAGGUGGGAGGAUCACUUGACAUCAGGAGUUCGAGAGUAGCCUGGCCAACAUGGUGAAACCCCAUCUCUACUAAAAGUACAAAAAUUAGCCUGACGUGGUGGUGCACGCCUGUAAUCCCAGCUACUCAGGAGGCUGAGGCAGGAGAAUCACUUGAACCCAGGAGGCGGAGGUUGCAGUGAGCCGAGAUCACACCACUGCACUCCAGCCUGGGCAACAGAGCAAGACUCUGUCUCAAAAAAGACAAAACAAAACAAACAGGAGGCACAAAACCCAGGCUUCCAGUCCCUGCAGCCUGCUCCACAUUUGGGCACAGAAGGACUCAGACGGGCACUGAGUGGGCACGAGGUUUUACAGGAGUGGUCAGACCUCAGGCUUUAAUGAAUAAAGACAUUACUCUCCAA
This is a messenger RNA of Macaca mulatta (Rhesus monkey), 1669 nucleotides long. The record is from RefSeq and is a predicted model, not a curated record. Lineage: Eukaryota; Metazoa; Chordata; Mammalia; Primates; Cercopithecidae.